Molecule: messenger RNA, 432 nt
Organism: Miscanthus lutarioriparius
Lineage: Eukaryota; Viridiplantae; Streptophyta; Magnoliopsida; Poales; Poaceae
Source: the annotation of a GenBank genome assembly
AUGAUCGCGUGCCCGUGGCUUGGGCCGUCGUCCGGUGGACUUCAAGGUCGUCAAGAAGGGACCCGAGAUGGCGAUGCACGACGCGACUGCCCGCCUCGCCUUCGCAGCGUCGUGCGGCAGCCGGGCGAGUGGCAAGCAUUCAGUGGAAAUAGUUUGGAGCAGACUCACAUCAUUUUCACUGCAGAAGUUAUAUCUGCUUCUUCAAGUCGAAAGGAGGUACAUGUGUUCAUCUCACCAAGAAGCACCGUUGAAGAUUCAAAACCAAGCUACAGGCUCAUAGGAAGUACAUUCCGAAGAGCGUGCACAAUAAUAAAGGGGGACUCCAUCGUUGCUCAGACAAAUCUCUUGUACAAACUCAAGAAGACUAUUUUCCCUGCAAAUGAUAACAUACUUGUCAUGGCAAUGAUUGUUACAUUCUUUGUCGAAAAAUGA